CUCUCUUUCAAGCGGCCGAUAGGCCCCAGCAGGCCUCGAUCGGAUCCGACUCGGGGAGCUGGCGUCUGACCAUGGCGGUCUACAUUGAUCAUCGAAUAGAAGCUCUUGAGUCCUGUGGACCCCACACCCACAUAACGUGGCACCGUCUUCAGCCACUUUUAGCUGUUGCAUCCAUUAAUGCAAACUCUGGCGGCAGUGUGGAUAUUUUUCAAGAACAGGGAGAGUAUGUGGGUGAUGCACACUUGGAAAAAAACUUUCGGGUCACGUAUCUCAGUUGGCACCCCUCCAAACUGAUUGUGGCCGUGGGUUGCGAAAUGGGAGAUGUGGUAGUAGUGAAUAAACAAGACAAGGAGCAUCAUGCUGUACCCUCCAAUCAUAAUGCUGAUAUUUCAGUCCUGAAUUGGAGUACUAAUGGGACCCGUCUCGUUUCUGGAGAUAAACUCGGGGUUCUUGUAUUGUGGCGGAUGGAUCAGCGGGGUAGAGUCCAAGGCCCCCCUUUGUUAAAACACGAGUAUGGAAAACAUCUUAAUUUCUGCAUUUUUCGCCCACCUCCUCCAGGAGAAGAUUUGGUCCAGCUCGCCAAAGCUGCAGUGAGCGGUGAUGAGAAGGCCCUGGAUAUGUUUAACUGGAGAAAAUCUGGAAUGGGGAUGGCUCUGAAAAUGGGACCCCAGGAAGGCCUGUCCUUCUUUGUAAGCAUGAUUGAUGGAACUGUGCAUUAUGUGAGUGAAAGAGGAAAAACCAGUCAAGCGUUGAUUAUAGAAACUUCAAUCCAAAAAAUGCUGUUCAUGGAAAAAGAUGUUUUGGUAGUAAUAACGGAGACGCUCCUCUUAUCCCUUCACAAGAUUUCUCCCGAAGGAGAAGCAGAAGAACUUCUGAAGGUGAAGUUGAGUGGAAAAAUGAAUAAUCCCGCUGAUAUCAUUUUGAUUGAUCAUAGCCUCCUUAUCACUGCAAUGAACGAACCCGUACUUAGGUUCUGGGACUUGGAACGGGGUGAGAAUUAUGUCCUUUCUCUGGAUGAACAGCUAGGCUUUGAAACUGGAGAAUGUAUCCAUUGUGUCUCCUAUUGCAAUGCCAAAGGUCUUCUAGCUGCUGGCACCAAUAAAGGGCGAAUAGCGAUGUGGAGGAAAGUGCCAUUCUCCAGCCCAACCAUCUGGUCCCUGGAAGGCAAGGACAGGUGGAAACUCCAGACACCUACAGAGCUGGACGGGAAUAUCAUUCAAAUCGAGUGGAGUUCCAAAAAGAACCUGUUGGCUGUAAACCUAAACAACUCGGUUGCCAUCCUGAGGGAACAGGCCAUGGCUUCACACUUCCACCAGCAAAUGGCCGUGGUCCAGGUUUCCCCUAACUUGUUCAACAUCACCAGCUUCAGCAGCAACAUGAUGGAUAACCUCCGUAUCGAUACGCAUGUGAAUGGAGUCUGCGCAACCAAGGAUGCUGUAGCAUUCUGGAAUGGAAAGCAAGUUUCUAUCUAUGAACUGUCAGCUGCCACUUUACGGAAUUCAGGUUCUUUCCUCUGUGAUUCCCCUGUGCUGGCUAUGCAUGAAGAGAACCUUUAUACUGUUGAACCAAAUCGGGUUCAAGUUCGCACCUGGCAGGGCACCGUGAAGCAGCUGCUGACCUUCUCUGAAACGGAAGGCAAUCCCUGCUUUCUGGACGUCUGUGGGAAUUACUUGACCGUGGGAACCGACUUGUCUCACUUUAAGAUCUUUGAUCUUUCUCGCAGAGAGGCAAAGGUACAUUGCAAUAGCAAGGCCUUGGUGGAUUUGAUGCCCGGCGCCCUGGGGAUUGCAUCCGUGAAGUGCAACACAAGCGGCAACAGAGUCAGCAUUCUCCUGAGCAAGGCUGAUGGCAGUUUCGACCCUAGGAUUUGUUUCUACGACAUUGAAAUGGACACGGUCACCCUGUUUGAUUUUGAGUCAGGUCGACAAAGAGACGCUAAGGAAAUGCUCUCCUUCGGACAGGAGACUGAAGUGAAAAACACCUCUGUAUAUCCAGUACUGUGUAACCGAAUACCUGCAAGUCACUUCUGGGAUCAGAAUGAACCAAGGCUGUUCGUAUGUGAAGCCGUUCUGGACCCUAAUCAACAAUCACUGGAUAAGAAGCAAGAAUCCUUGGAAAACUUGGUGGAUGUGCUGAUAGUAUCUUUCUUCAGCACCGAAGAGCAUGGUCUUCUGCUCCAAGACAGUUUUCAGCUGCCAUCAACUUACCAGUCUCUUCUGGGCAUGGAGGUGCCACACUAUUACUUUGCCAAAAAGCUGGAAGCUGAGAAAAAGGAUGAGGAAGAACCUGGCAGCAUCCCGCUGCAUCAGAUGGUGGCUAGAAGACCGAUGAGAGAUUUCAUCGGGCUGGAAGAAUGUGACAAGACAACCUGCGAAGCAAUGCUUAACUUCAGUUUCUACCUAACCAUUGGAGACAUGGAUGAGGCCUUCAAGGCUAUCAAACUCAUCAAAAGCGAAGCCGUCUGGGAGAACAUGGCCCGCAUGUGCAUGAAGACCCAGAGGCUGGAUGUUGCCAAAGUCUGCCUGGGGAACAUGGGCCAUGCGCGGGGAGCCAAGGCGUUGCGGGAUGCUGAACAAGAGCCAGAAAAGGAAGCCCGGGUGGCCAUGCUAGCGGCUCAGUUGGGCAUGCUGGAAGACGCCGAGCAGUUAUACAAGCAAUGCCAACGAUACGACCUCCUGAACAAGUUCUACCAGGCUUCAGACCAGUGGCAGAAAGCCAUUGAGAUAGCCGAGACCCAGGACCGAGUGCACCUGCGCACAACGUACUACAAUUACGCCAAGCACCUGGAAGCCAUCGCUGAGCGCAACUUUGCCAUCACCUACUAUGAGAAGUCUGACACCCAUAAGUUUGAAGUGCCUCGCAUGCUUUCAGAGGAUUUGCAGGCCUUGGAGUCCUACGUCAACAGGAUGAAAGAUAAAGGUUUAUGGAAAUGGUGGGCUCAAUAUCUAGAAGGCCAGGCCGACUUAGAAGCAGCUUUCAAAUAUUAUGAGCUGGCUCAGGAUUAUUUUUCCAUGGUCCGUAUCCAUUGCUUCCUGGGUAACAUCCAGAAGGCUGCCGAAAUAGCAAACGCAACAGGCAACUGGGCAGCUUCUUAUCACGUUGCCCGUCAGUAUGACAGCCGCGAGGACAUCAAGCAGGCGGUGCACUUCUACACCCGGGCUCAAGCGUUUAAUAACGCCAUCCGUUUGUGUAAGGAAAACCAGCUGGACGACCAGUUAAUGAACCUGGCUCUUCUCAGUUCCCCAGAAGAUAUGAUAGAGGCUGCCCGCUACUAUGAAGGAAGAGGAGAACAAAUGGACCAAGCCGUGACGCUCUACCACAAGGCUGGGCACUUGUCCAAGGCUCUGGAGCUGGCCUUCGCCACCGAGCAAUUUGCAGCCUUGCAACUGGUUGCAGAAGAUCUGGAUGAGAAGUCUGACCCAACCCUCCUGGCUCGCUGCUCCGAUUUCUUCAUCAAGCAUUCUCAGUAUGAGAAGGCCGUGAAGCUGCUGCUAGCUGCCAAAAAGUACCAGGAUGCCCUGCAGCUUUGCCUGAUGCAGAACCUGACCAUCACUGAAGAGAUGGCGGAGAAGAUGACCAUUUCAAAGGACUCCAAGGAACUCUCAGAGGAUUCCCGGCGGGAGCUCCUGGAGCAGAUCGCCGACUGCUGCAUGAGGCAGGGCAAUUACCACAUGGCCACCAAGAAAUAUACCCAAGCAGGAAACAAGCUGAAGGCCAUGAGGGCUCUGCUGAAAUCCGGCGAUACCGAAAAGAUUGUGUUCUUUGCUGGCGUCUCGAGACAAAGGGAGAUUUACAUCAUGGCUGCCAAUUAUCUGCAAACUCUGGACUGUCGCAAAGAUCCAGAGAUCAUGAAGAACAUCAUCAGCUUCUACACCAAAGGAAGGGCUCUGGACCUCUUGGCUGGCUUUUAUGACGCAUGUGCUCAGGUGGAGGUGGAUGAAUUCCAGAACUACGAGAAGGCCCUGGGAGCCCUGACCGAGGCGUACAAGUGCAUGUCCAAGGCAAAGACGCGGAGCCCAGUUGACCAGGAGAACAAGCUGGCGCACUUGCAGAGCAAGAUGACCCUGGUGAAGAGGUUUAUUCAAGCCCGGAGGCUUUACUCCGAGGAUCCCAAAGAGGCCAUCAGGCAGUGCGAACUGCUCCUGGGAGAACCGGAUCUGGACACCACCAUCCGCCUGGGGGACGUUCUGGGAUUCCUGGUGGAGCAUCAUUUGCAGAUGCAAGAAUUCCAGAUGGCCUACCGGUACCUGGAAGACAUGCGGAAGAAAAUCCCCUGCGUGAAUCUCAACUACUAUGUGAACCAGCAGACGGUCGAGGCCGUGCACAGAGGGCUGGGCAUCCCCCUUGGCCGAAACGCUGCUCCAGAGAGGCUUCGCCACAACAGCGUGGAGGACAAGGAGAUCGAAGAAGUGGCCGACGAGGCCGAGCCCUCCUGAACAGCUCAGCGGGGACUGGUGCGGGGGCAGAGCGCCGUGUUCCGGGCGUGGUUAGGAGAAAGACAAAACGGACUCCGCCUUGCUCUGUUGUAAUCCUUGUGAUCCAGUCGAUCCUUGGAAUCUGGGAGGUGUUCGGCAUUCCCAAAGCCACAGGUUUUCACCUCCCUUUUUCAAAUACUCCCGAGACGGUUCUGAAGAGAUCUUCCUAUUUGUAAUUAAAUAUUUUAGAUACACAACUCGCUUGUGUCUUUUUGUGCGGCCUUAAGUCUGAAGAGCAAGAGGUUGGGGAUGGCAGAAUAGUAGUACAAACUAGCAGGCGUAAACUAAAUUCCAGGCCAUCUUAAAAGGCUCCAGUCUGGAUCGGCCCACUGGGACCAGAGAUUUAGUCGACCGAGCUU
Messenger RNA from Pseudonaja textilis, 4834 nucleotides. NCBI's taxonomy places the organism in Eukaryota, Metazoa, Chordata, Lepidosauria, Squamata, Elapidae. The record is from RefSeq and is a predicted model, not a curated record.